AUGGAUGAGCUCUGCGAAGAGUUCGUAAUGAGGAGGAUGAAAGCGAAGUAAGCUUCAUUCUUUAUUUGUUUUAAAAAAUUUUUUUUUUUAUUUUUUCUUUUAUUUUUUUAAUUUUCUGUUUUUUAGCUCGCGCACAUAAGUGCGCGACUCGUCGCGCAGUUCCCAGGGUGCUCAAACCUGGAAGAGUUUCGGCUUGAAAUAAGCCGAAACUUUUAUAAGGAGUAUUAUGCCAUCAUAUAUGGCGAAGCCUGUGAGGCUUCAAAAGAGGCGGCGGACCAGCUCCGUCUCUGUUUCGAGCAAAUGCUCGAAACGGUAGACGGAGUGGAUCCGCGGUCGAAUGAGAGGAUUCAUGGAUGCCCUUGAAGGGCAGCUAAAAAAACGUUUCGAAGACAUGAUCGAAACAUACGCCGUAAGAGUUUCGCUUCUUUGAUUUUCAACCCAAUGUCGGAUACUACAAUCUCCAAGUCUGUCAUCGUCCACAAGACGUUUCACAAUGAGGAGUCGAGGACAAUCUGUGCAACCGAUUGCUUCAACAAUCACAUCGCCUUAGAAUGGGCGUUUCAUGAUUCGAAUAUGGGAGGUGAAACCGUAUAUCCGGCCACUUUUCUGAAGCUGGAUCAUACAGAGGUACAGAAAAAUUCGGCUGAAUAGGUAACCGAGGCGUUUGCACUGUAUGUUCAACACAUAUUGUUUAAUAGGAUGAAAUAUAAAAAAAAUUUUUUUAGUAAAAAUAUGGAUCAACUCUGUCAAGAGUUCGAAAGCAUGAUGCUGAAUGAGGAGGAUGAAAGCGAAGUAAGCUUCAUUCUUUGUUUUUUUUUUUAUUUUUUUAUUUUUUCUUUGUUUUAUUUUUUAAUUUUUUCUGUUUUUAGCUCGCGCACCUAAGUGCGCGACUUGUGGCGCAAUUCCCAGGUUGUACCAAUCUGGAAGAGUUUCGGCUGGAAAUAAGCGUAAACUUUUAUAAGGAGUAUUAUGCCAUCAUAUAUGCCGAAGCCUGUGAGGCUUCAAAAGAGGCGGCGGAUCAGCUCCGUCGCUGUUUCGAGCAAAUGCUCGUAAAGUUCCAACAGGUGUAACAAAGAAAUAACCGAGAUCAAUUCAUAUAAAUUUUUUAUCCAUAACAAAUGAAAAAAGAGAGGUAGAUAGGGAUUGUUCAGACAUCCUCGGAGAGUCUCCUAUGGCUUCCCCUUCUUCGAUAGAAAAUAUAAAAAUUGAAAAUGUUAAGGAGCAUGAUAGCCCCAACCAACACGCAAACUACGAUCAUCAAACUGUUACUCGACGUGGGGCAUACCCCCUCGAACCAUGCUCGGGUCCGGAUGACCCAAGGUCGUUUGAAGCAUUUCGGGCCGAGUUACGAUUAUAUCUCGCAAAUCAGGGAGGUACGAGAACCCAAGCGGUUCACAAGAUAGGACGCAAAUUGCGCGGAGAUGCUUUCUUGGCAUUCUCCGAACUACCGGAGCAUCUCCUCUCGGGGUCGGAUCCCAACGCCUUAAUUGACGCUUUAGAACAAGCCCUCCCAGAUGUCGGGAAGGAAGGAUGGGCGUAA
Messenger RNA from Bursaphelenchus xylophilus (pine wood nematode), 1540 nucleotides. The record is from the annotation of a GenBank genome assembly. NCBI's taxonomy places the organism in Eukaryota, Metazoa, Nematoda, Chromadorea, Rhabditida, Aphelenchoididae.